AUGGCAUACACGUCCAAGUACCACGACGACUCGGACGAGGAUUACGAGGCCAGCGACGAGCACGAGCGCAGCGUCAUCCAGAGCCCGACCCUCCCCGUUGACUACGCUGAGAGCUCGCCCACCUCGUCCGGGCCCAUGAGCACCGAGCACACGCCCACCACCUUCACCCACUCGCGAGACAGCAAGGGCAGCCCCACCGGCCUGAUCACCGAGUGGACCAAGGAGCAGGUCGCCGACUUUGUCGCCGGCCUGGGCCUGAAGCAGUAUGCAGACACCUUCAUUGAGCACGAGUUCUCGGGCGAGGUCCUGGUUGAAGUCCAGCAUGCCGAGCUCAAGGAGAUCGGCCUGCACAGCGUCGGUCACCGCCUCACCAUCCUCAAGGCCGUCUACGAGAUCAAAGUAAAGCAAAACGUGCCCAUCGAGCCUGAUCACUAUGUCCCACUGUCCGCGGACACGUCCGCCCAAGAUGCCCCACCCACACAGGAAGACUUCGCCAAGGUCAUACGCGUGGUACAGGCACGCGACGAGCGGUUGCAUGCCAGCGAGAUGGAGAUACGGCACCUCAAAGAGGACCUGAACCGCGUGCUCGAGGACUACAAGAAGCUCCGCGACGAGACCCUUGCCAUGGCACGCGCAUACAAGGACAGCCAGCAGCCGCUGCCCACGCCCCACGACCAUUCUGUCACGUCGCCUCCGGCUGCAACAGGAGGGGGCGUGGGGAGCAGUCUGUCACGUAAGUUCUCUACCAAGAGACUUUUCCUUGCCUCCGGCGGCCCGAAGAACCCCUCUCCGACUAUUCCGGAAGGGCGCGCCUUGGUCGACAAUUCGUCUCUCGAUCCCUCCGCAGCAGCUCUGGCAGCAUCCUCACACCUCACAGCGUCAAUUGCCGGCGGCCAGCAAAUGUCACCCAAUGCCGUUCCGCAGCCCUCUCCUACCUCUCCCGCAUAUCAAACAAACAACCAGAACCGUUCCUAUAAUUCUCGCAGCGCACAUCCAGAUCAUGAUAGUACGCAGAGCUGGUCUCGGGACAACAGUACUUGGUCCGACUCAACGAUGACAUCAGAACGCGCGCGUAAUACACCUGCGCCGCUCAGGGCACCGAUGCGGAACGCAGCACCAACGCCCAACCCUGACGAUCGCGAUCCUCCACUCUCCGGUGGUACCAUGAGCUCGACGCCCUCCGCGCAGUCAUCCUCAACAAACCCGCAAGUCGAAAUUUUCAAAUCGUUCCGCGUAUCCAUCGAUGAUCCAUGCCAUAAAGUUCUGCCUGUUGCACUAAAGAAGUACAACAUCACUGCCGAUUGGCGACAGUACGCAUUGUACAUUGUACACGGCGACCAAGAACGAUGCUUGGGCUUAAACGAAAGGCCCUUGAUAUUAUUCAAGCAAUUAGACAAGGAAGGUCGCAAACCUAUGUUUAUGCUGCGAAAACACGCAGCCCCUGCUGAAGGCCACGUGAGCACUGUUGGCGGCAACGAUAUAAGAAGCGUGGGGGGAGGAACCGGCAGUUUUGGAUGGGAUGGGAACAACAGAGGGGUCCAAUUACCUGGCGGCGUUUUAUAG
Molecule: messenger RNA, 1563 nt
Organism: Paraphaeosphaeria sporulosa
Lineage: Eukaryota; Fungi; Ascomycota; Dothideomycetes; Pleosporales; Didymosphaeriaceae
Product: RA-domain-containing protein
Exons: 3
Coding region: 1-1563 (520 amino acids)
Biological process (GO): signal transduction
Molecular function (GO): protein binding
Source: RefSeq, a predicted model, not a curated record